CAAACAUAAAGAGACGAAAAUUUUAAAACUUCUGUCUAAAUGUCUCUCUCUUUUUAAGUUGUCGUCUUCUCGCAUAUGAUUCUUCCUCCUCCUCGAGAUGACAAGACUAGAGAAAGAGAUUCUAUCAGACCGAUCAUAACUGCUGUUUUUCUGGGCUUUUCCGUCAGGUUUCGUCGCUGAAAGUGAAAAAGCUCCAUUGCUUUUGGUUUCAUUUCAUGGUUUCCGCGGGAAAAGUUCGCCUUCCCUUUUGACGCAAAAGACGAGAAAGAAGCAUUAGUCCGAUGUAGAGCUUGUGGUAACAAGUAGGAGAGAUAGCGUUGACUAUUUGGAUGAUGUUGAGGAAACAUGAAUACAACAACUUCGUCACAUUUUGUUCCACCGACAAGGUUUGAAAUCUUCGACCCUCUCAACCAAAUAAGUACUAUGUGGGAAGAAAGCUUCAAGAACAAUGGAGGAGGCUUCUAUACUCCCAACUCUAUCAUCAUCCCCACAAACCAAAAACCAUACAGCUUGAGUGAGGAUGGAACAGAAGGAACUCCUCACAAGUUUGACCAAGAGGCUUCCACAUCUAGACAUCCUGAUAAGGUCAGUUGUAUAAUAGCUCAUCUUAACUUCUUUGGUGCUCUUUGUGAAUUUAUAAUCUUUUUAUAUCCACAGACACAGAGACGGCUUGCACAGAAUCGUGAGGCAGCUAAGAAAAGUCGUCUUCGCAAGAAAGCUUAUGUUCAGCAGCUAGAGACAAGCCGGUUGAAGCUAAUUCGCUUAGAGCAAGAACUUGAUCGUGCUAGACAACAGGUUUUGUUAUCUUUAUUUUUCUUCCUAAAGUAUCUUGUGGAUAUAAUGAUGUAUGAUAAUAUAAUGUUACAGGGUUUCUAUGCGAGUAAACGUGUAGAUACUAAUGCCCUUAGUUUCUCAGAUAACAUGUGCUCAGGUAUAGUUGCAUUUGAGAUGGAGUAUGGACACUGGGUGGAAGAACAGAACAUGCAGAUACACGAGCUAAGAACUGUUCUAAACGGACAAGUCAGCGAUGUUGAGAUUCGUUUGCUAGUUGACAAUGCCAUGAAACAUUACUUUCAACUCUUCCUAAUGAAGUCAGCCGCUGCAAAACUAGAUGUCUUCUACAUCAUGUCUGGAAUGUGGAAAACUUCAGCAGAGCGGUUUUUCUUGUGGAUAGGCGGGUUUAGACCCUCUGAGCUUCUCAAGGUUCUGGUACCGCAUUUUGAUCCUAUGAUGGAUCAACAAGUGUUGGAUGUAUGUAACUUGAGGCAAUCAUGUCAACAAGCUGAAGAUGCAGUAUCUCAAGGUAUGGAGAAACUGCAACAUACAUUAGCAGAGAGUGUAGCAGCUGGGGAACUCGGUGAAGGAAGUUAUGUUCCUCAAAUAACUUCUGCUAUGGAGAGACUGGAGGCUUUGGUCAGCUUUGUUGAUCAGGCUGAUCAUCUGAGACAUGAGACAUUGCAACAGAUGCAUCGGAUCUUAACCACGAGACAAGCGGCCAGAGGAUUGUUAGCAUUAGGUGAAUAUUUCCAACGGCUUAGAGCUUUAAGCUCGAGUUGGGAAACUCGGCAACGUGAACCAACUUAAGCAAGGAGAUUAAAUUUCAAGAACAAGAACAUAAGCUUGUGUUUGAUGAUAGUAUAAUAAUUAUUCUUCUCUUGCGGCUUUGAGGAAAGUUGUAAAUAUGAUCAGCAACGUAAAGCUUGUGGCUUUAGAAACCCAAGCCGUAAAUAUGUAGAUCAUGUAUGAUUUGCUUGUGGUAAUAUUAUACGUUAUAGUGUGAUGUUUAUAAUAAUUACGGAAUCA
Messenger RNA from Brassica napus (rape), 1803 nucleotides. Its product is annotated as transcription factor TGA4-like. The record is from RefSeq and is a predicted model, not a curated record. The coding region runs from base 346 to 1584 and encodes 412 amino acids. Gene Ontology annotation, biological process: DNA-templated transcription; regulation of DNA-templated transcription. NCBI's taxonomy places the organism in Eukaryota, Viridiplantae, Streptophyta, Magnoliopsida, Brassicales, Brassicaceae. The transcript has 8 exons. Gene Ontology annotation, molecular function: DNA-binding transcription factor activity; sequence-specific DNA binding.